AGCAUAGCAGCCUCGAGCAGAGUCAAGAUCAAAUGUGAGGAAAGCCUUUACAGACAAUAAUGAAUCUGCAGGCUAUCAUGUAACGGAUUAACCCUGCAGAGCACGUUUUGGUCGAACAAUUGGAUGGCGGAAAGAUUUCGAAGUGAAGAGCGAGAUCAAUAAAUAAUCUACAGACCAUGAACUAUGUGGGUCAGUUGGCGGGUCAGGUGUUUGUGCAGGUCAAGGAGCUUUACAGGGGACUCAACCCUGCAACCCUGUCAGGAUGUAUAGAUGUCAUCGUGGUCCGGCAGCCCGAUGGCACCCUGAAGUGCUCCCCCUUCCACGUCCGCUUCGGCAAGAUGGGUGUGCUGCGGUCCAGUGAGAAACUGGUUGACAUCGAAAUUAACGGAGAGCCGGUGAGUUUGCACAUGAAGCUGGGAGAGAAUGGAGAGGCCUUCUUUGUCAAAGAAACUGAAAACACGAUGGAAAUAGUCCCAUCCUACCUUGCGACCUCACCCAUCGUGUCGACUGGUGCAGAGUUAAUGGAGUCCCAGCUGGGGAGGGGCACUUUCCGUCACCAUGACACCAUCCCCUGCGGUUCACUUCCUGUCCAGAGCCUGGGAAUGCUGCAAAGUGAUGGGGGGAUGAUAAAGAAGAGAAGGAAGAGGAGGAAGAAGGCACGACCAGAGGCAGGUGGAGGAGGAGGGAGGAGAGAGGAGAGUGAUGAAGAGUUCUCUGAGGACCAGGACAUGUUUACUAUUGACCUGAGCUCUGACGAGGAGAGAGAGGGUGACGGCAGACCUGUGUACGGUGAUCAGGGGUCUAUAGCCAACACGCUCACACACCCCAGCACUGACUGGAUCCGUUCACAGAGUCAUGGGAUCAAGACGGUGGAGACGCUCUCCAUCCCUUCAGCCUGUGGUCUGUCCAUCUCUUGUCCUCAGGAGACCUCUCACUUCCCCCCCCACGUUAGUGGCCUCGACGAUUCUAGGUCAUCAACACCGAAGAGCGACUCAGAGCUAACCAAUCAGAAAAACCCUGAGAUUUUGUGGACGUGGGGGGAGCUGCCGCAAGCUGCCCAGCCGGCCUUCCUGACUGACCACCAGAAGCAGCACCCUCCCCCAGUGGUCUCCAUCCCGGUGUCUUCCAGCACUCAUUUUAGAACCAUCCUUGACACGGGACCCCCCUCCCUCAUUCUCUACGCUCCCCAGCCAGGGGAGUCUGCUGCUCACAGUGAGGACAAGGACACCGAAGAAAGCAAAAGUGGAGUCAGGGCCGAACUAACUAUGGCGACUGUGGACAGGCCUGGAGUUGGAGAGGUGGAAAAUGUUGGGCAGUCUUGUGCGGAGAUUGAGGGUUUAUCAGCCGGCUCAGUGUCUCCCAGGAUUCUCAUUGAUCAUCUUGAAGAAGGUGGGGCUGGAGAAAGUCCCAUCAGAUCAACUGAUUCACCAUCAAAGAGGAAAGAAAAAAGAAGCCAACACCUUGGCGCUGAUGGCAUUUACCUGGAUGACAUCACAGAGCUGCAGCCUGAAGUAGCUGCUCUCUACUUCCCUAAAAGUGACGGUGGCAGCAGCUCCAUGAGAGGCGACUCUGAGUUGAUGAUGAUGGGAGUACGGAGCGCAAAUCAGUCCCCCCACUCAGAGGGCAGCAGUGGGAUGGGCAGCAGUGGGAUGGACAGCGGUGUUGACAGUUUGUCCGACCACAUAGGGGACCUGCCUCAUGUUUCCAUCUCUUUGUGUGGAGGACUCACUGACAACAGAGAGAUCACAAGAGAUCAGUUCCAGGAGAGAGCAAUUUCCUACAAGCAGUUUUCGGAAAACCCUUCUCUUAUCGAUGACCCCAACCUGGUUGUCAAGAUAGGAAACAAGUACUACAACUGGAACACAGCAGCUCCUGUCAUGCUGGCCAUGCAGGUUUAUCAGAAACCACUGCCCCAGUGUUGGUGUUUGAGUUACGUGUUUUCUGCUUUUGGCCUCUUCUCAUACUGCCUCCCUGGUCUUUUUGGCUCCAGUCCUUCCCAACCUGCCUCAGUGGAGAACAUCAUGAAGGAGAAGAUGCCAAAGAAAGGAGGACGCUGGUGGUUCUCAUGGAGGAGCCGGAACAGCGACUCCAAAUCAGAAUCAGUGACGGAUGGGGGGGGAGACAGUGGAGAGAGCUCACUCACCAUGCCCUCAAUGAACAGCACAAAGGAUGAGUCAUCCUCUAGUGAUGAAGACAACAGAUCGUCCAAUCAGGCAUCAGGAUCCUGCCAGCCGGAGCCCCUCAUGAGUCCUGGCAGCGUCUUUUACAAGAAGACUCUUCGGCUCAACUCAGAGCAGCUGGCUAGCCUGCAGCUGAAAGAGGGAGCCAAUGAAGUGGUGUUCAGUGUGACCACUCAGUAUCAGGGCACAUGUCGCUGCCAUGGCACAAUCUAUCUGUGGAGCUGGGAUGACAAGAUAGUUAUCUCCGAUAUAGAUGGAACCAUCACCAGGUCAGACACGCUGGGUCACAUCCUCCCUACUCUAGGUAAAGACUGGACCCACCAGGGUAUCGCUCGGUUCUACCACAAAGUCAGCCAGAAUGGAUAUAAAUUCAUGUUCUGUUCGGCGAGGGCCAUUGGUAUGGCUGACAUGACACGAGGCUACCUGCACUGGGUCAAUGAGAGGGGAACCAUGCUGCCUAUGGGCCCGGUGCUGCUCAGCCCCAGCAGCCUUUUCUCUGCUUUGCACAGGGAGGUGAUUGAGAAGAAACCAGAGAAGUUUAAGAUUGAGUGUCUCUCAGACAUAAAGCAACUGUUCUACCCCAACACUGAGCCUUUCUACGCUGCUUUUGGAAACAGAGCUACGGAUGUGUAUUCCUAUAAGGAGGUGGGCGUUCCUCUGAACAGGAUUUUCACUGUCAAUCCCAAGGGGGAGCUGAUACAGGAGCAUGCCAAAACCAAUAUCUCCUCUUAUGUGCGUCUGUGCGAGAUGGUCGAUCAUGACUUUCCGCUCCUAGCUCCAAAUGAGGGAGCAGACCUUCUCCGCUCUGACACCUUCGACCAGUGCUACUGGAACAAAGAACUUCCUGAAGGCACUGACGAGCAAGGUGAAGAGCCACAGCCCCUUGAGGCAAGCUGAGGAACCCCCUUCACGCUGUGGUCAGUGGUUUCAGGGUUCAUUGUGUAGCUCAUGUCCACAGGAAAUGAAGCACUUAUCCAAGAGCUGUUCCUGAUGAAUGAAUCAAGCUUCAUGGCUUCUUCAAGGAUCAAAGACUUAGAAGAUAGGUAACUACUGAUUCAAGUCAGUUAUUGUGAUUUCUAUAUCCAACAUAAACAAUCCACCUUGCCAUCAUUCAACAGUGACAACACAAGAAAACCUAAGGGGUCAUUUUCAAUAACAUAAAAAAAAUCCUCGAUGAAUUUCAGUUGCUAGCUGCUAGGGGGUAUUUAACUGAUUAUUUUCCCAGAUAAGUGCACAACACAGACUCACGUAUUAAAAAUAUGAAGGUGCACUGACUCAUAGACACACGCAAGCAGCACACAAAAGUAAAUCAUGUAAAUGCAUUCCAUUGCAUUACAUUGCAGAGCACAAGUACAUAAUGCUGGUUCCCAUUCUCUACUUCAUCCCAUACUACUAUUAAUUCACACUGGAGGUUAAAACAAGCUGCCACAAUACUAUGGGUGACAAUGAUGAUAGAUAUCGUUAUCUUUCACCAAAUGGCUUGUAUAUUCUAGUAUCAAUAUCGAGUCAUCCCUACUUUUAUCCCCUGAAAUAUUAAGUAAUAAGAAUGGCGCUUUGUUAAUUAAAUAGGCAACUACUUUUGCAGAAAUGUUGCUGUAACCAAACAGAGAUUUUAAACAAGAAGCCUCCAAAAGUGUUAACAAAAUAUAAAUGACAUAUACAAUUCAGCCUGUUGGUGCAUUACUCAUUUUAAUCUUUUAAUGAACAGUGGCUUUUUUUACCCAUCAUGCAAUAUAUUUACCAAAUAGUAAACAGACACCUGGUUGCAGUUUUACCUGGUCUAGUAUAGUGACUGUAGUUAUCUUUUCUGACCUCAACUACAAAAAAUACAGGACACUUGACUUCAGAAAUACCACAAUACAUUACAGUGAAAACAUCCAGUACAUGCAAAAACAGCACAGAAAGUGUUUCCAGUAUUCCCUUGUGUGCCGAACACUUUUGUAGGUCCAGAUAAAUGUGUGUGUGGACCGUGCUACUGUGAAAAAUGUUCUAACUUCAAUACUCAAUGCAGGUCAAUGCAAAAUACCUAUGUGUGUACUUUAUGUCUGUUUUUAUAUGUGCAAGUUAACACAGGUGAUAUACUAGAAUGUAGUCUAUACAUAACUCAGAGUGUAUGUUAUUAUAAUAACUAAUGCUCAUCAAUGCAAUGACUGCUGAUUUUAAGUUUUGUGAAGUUGUUAAUGCACAGAACAGCAUACUUGUUAUGUGGAGCACUUAUCUGUAAAGGAGAAACGCAUGGUGAAAUGGUUGAGGUUUGACUCGACACAUUUAUUUCAGUCAUUUUCUUUUCAUUUGUAAUCAUGUGUUUAUGUUGCCGUCCGUUGAUCAAAUAACACUUAUUGUAUUGGAUUUAUUCAAAAUGGAUGCGUUUAUUUUUACCACAUGUCUAACUUAAAAUGGGGGAAACCACUGUAACAUGAAUAACAUUAUUUUAUGUGAACAUAUGAAGUGAAUAUUUAAGCUCUGCUAAACUUUUGAGAGCUGAUUUAUUGUCUAAUAUACUUUGUUACUGGUUCUCAUUUAGUACUCACAGCUAUUGUAUGUUUUAUUAUGAAUCUGUUUUUAAACCAGCCACCUCUCGUUGCACUGAGAGGGGGCAGUUUCAUCAUGUGACCACUUCAGCAAGAGAACAACAUGCAGUAUUUUAGGAAGGACAAUAGGCGACUUUCUUGUCUCCUUUCGGGUGUCAUGUCAGCUGGUAAUCAUGUGUUAUUUGUCAAUUCAUCUAAUGCAUCAUGGGUAUCAAGAGGGAUGACAGCCAAACUUGUACUUUGUGUAGCAUAAUGAAGAUACUUUCAACCCCCGAAAAGUCUCCGUUUGUAUUAAAACGUAAAUAUUAGGUAGUUAAAAGCAGCUCUGAAUGUCUUACAUCUUCUUGUAAGGAUAGAAUAUGCUACAACUCUCCAGAUUUAAAGCAAUUCACCAGAUUUCAAUAACAAUUUCAUCAUUUAAUUUGUAGUCAGAUAGUAAUGUGUCCUAUAUUGAAAAAAAGAAAUGAAAUCAAAAUGACAGAAGACUGAACUAGGAUUGAUUGUCUGUUAUACUGCUAUAUAAUCUUGGUGCAUAGGAUAGAUAUGUCUAAUGCUGUGCUGGGAUCGACAACAAGAGAAACUAAUGACCUUUCAUCUAAGAUGUUUGAUGUUCAAAUGCCUUUUGGGAAUCCAGUGUAAGUUGUACCAGAGAAAAGACACAGAGGAUGCAUGCUGUUGUGAUUCAAAGAUGUGAAUUUAUGUGGAUGUUAUGAUGAUUGUCACCAGAUUUUUAUAGGGAAGUAUAUGCCCUGUUAUUGUUAUAAGUAUGUCAAACAUUCACAGACACGAUAACUUGUGAUUAUUUAAGCCAAACAAUCACUCUGAUCCGUGUGAGGUCAUUUAAUUUGAUAAUCGUAAAAUCGUCAUGCCUUUAAUUCAAGCACAGAGAUAUACUUACUGUACAAUUUCAUAUGGAAGUAAGAAUUGAUUUUUCCUCUUAAUGAACACAAUGCUCUUCCCAUUUUUUUUUAAGUAAAUCAUCUGUUUUGAUGAUUUUCACCUGAUUCUUUCUGUGAAAGAUCGUAUGAACUCUUGACCAGAUAUCUGUCUCUGUGUUGACUUGGAUGUCGAUCCGGUUUGCUUUCCCGUGUAAAGAUUAUGUUCAGGGCACCGUGAAGCAGCGUGCAAGCUACUAUCGAUAACAUAGUUUGAAUAAAUCUGUACAGUGGACACAUUUUUCAAUAAACUCAAAGGUGAUUGCUA
Gymnodraco acuticeps is the source of this 5914-nucleotide messenger RNA. RefSeq names its product phosphatidate phosphatase LPIN1-like. Gene Ontology annotation, biological process: cellular response to insulin stimulus; positive regulation of transcription by RNA polymerase II; triglyceride biosynthetic process. The coding region runs from base 177 to 3077 and encodes 966 amino acids. NCBI's taxonomy places the organism in Eukaryota, Metazoa, Chordata, Actinopteri, Perciformes, Bathydraconidae. The transcript is spliced from 24 exons. Gene Ontology annotation, molecular function: phosphatidate phosphatase activity; transcription coactivator activity. The record is from RefSeq and is a predicted model, not a curated record. Gene Ontology annotation, cellular component: mitochondrial outer membrane; nucleus.